Cotesia congregata is the source of this 987-nucleotide messenger RNA. The record is from the annotation of a GenBank genome assembly. NCBI's taxonomy places the organism in Eukaryota, Metazoa, Arthropoda, Insecta, Hymenoptera, Braconidae.
AUGCAUCGAGUGCUUCUGCUGACCUGGGUUGCGAUAGCAGCGGCCCAAAAUCACUACAAUUUAGAUACAAGAUCAGUUUCAUUUCCUGGUAAACCAACUUACGGGCCCCUUUACAACAGUCCUGGCCUUGGACAGGCCUCAGGUGGUUACAGAGAUGACAGUUACGAGGAUAAUGUCGUUACACCUACUCCGUCGCCUACUCCUCUCUAUCGGCCAGCUCAGCAACCGGCUUACCGUAAACCAAAUGAAGGCUCAAUAAGAGUUCUAACCGGAGGACGUCAAGGUCCAAUUCGUGGUGCAUCUUAUGCCGUGCAAAAUCCUCAGCUAGAAGAGGAGCCUCUUGAAGAAGAAAAAGAAGAGCCAGAUCGUCUGAGCUUACUUUUACCGCAAAGUAAAUUUGAUUGUGUUGGUAAGCAAACAGGUUAUUAUGCUGAUGAAGAACUGAACUGUGAAGUGUUCCAUUACUGUCAAGACAACGCUAAACACUCGUGGAUCUGCCCAGAAGGUUUUACUUUCCACCAGGUUCAUCUGAUCUGCAUGCCACCAAACGGAGACAUAAGCUGCAAAAAGAGUUCUCAGUACCACUUCGUCAAUGAGUACCUGUACAAACCAUUGAACUUACAAGAAGCUGAAUCAAAGCCAAAUGUUACAUUGAGAUACAGUGAACGUUACUUCCCAGGAGAUAUCUUCACGGACGAGCGUGAAAGCGAAGAUUACCACCAGACUCCCAAUCCAAGAAGAACCCAUCACAAUUCUCAGUUGUACUCAAACCAGCCUUCACAGACCACCUUGAACAGUAUUCCAUCAAUAGCGCGUCCUUCUCCAACACCACAAGGACUUCCCCAAUAUCGUCUUCCCUCUAACCAAGUCUUCCGCAGUCCCGAGGAAGUGAACAUCCCUCUGCAACAGCGAAGACCUCAGCCACAGCAACAAAUUCUCAGAAGGUUCCCUCAAGUAAGACCCGACGAAGAGGACUAUGAGAAAUAA